Messenger RNA from Triticum turgidum subsp. durum (durum wheat), 2052 nucleotides. The record is from the annotation of a GenBank genome assembly. Lineage: Eukaryota; Viridiplantae; Streptophyta; Magnoliopsida; Poales; Poaceae.
AUGGCGCCCAACAGCACGGUUUCCCCAGCUUCAGUGCUGACCGAGGCGUCCAUCUCCACGCUGGCACUAGGCGGUGUGCAGGCUAGUGUAAUGGCACAAGGUCCGAUGAUCGACACGGAGAUUGCCUUGGGUGCACCGGCAGUGGCUAAUGUUGAUCAUGCCGUGGACGCCCCUGAUUGGUGGUUGGAGGAAGAGACAGCAGAUUUUGACCCUUGCGUUGUACCUGCGGUCGCGGUUGAUGCAUGUGAGCUGUUGGGUGGGGACGAAAUGUCGGUGACAGUUGCUUGUACUGCUUUUGCUGAUAUAUCGCUGUUCCAGAUGGGCCGGAGGUCCAAGCUCUCCUCGCCGGCAGCUGCGCCAGAUGGAGCUUCUUCCUCAACUAUGGUGCCCGUGAAGAAGGUGCCCACACUCAACACGGCAUACAAUUCGGGGAUGCUGCAUUCCAUCGCCGGAGAAUGGAAUCCAAACAUAAAAGGUGUGUUUUCCGGGAUAGGCAUGGAGGAGUUGUGCAAGAUCAAGGACAUGGGCAACAAUAACCGUAUCUUUAGCAUGUCCCUGUUAGCUAGGAUAGAUCCUAAAGAUAUGAAGAUGGAUAUGGGCGAUGGGAAUCAUGUUGUUGUCAAUUCUAGGGAGGUGGCGAAAUGUAUAGGGUUGUCGCCGUGUGGUAGGAAGAUAGAUAUCCCGGGCGGGGCUUGCUUAGCGAACAGGGAAUCCUUGCUAGAGAACUUGCAUGCCAUCUUAGACACCACUAUGUCUAGGGCAAGUAGGAUCCCUAUCGUCAAAGUGAAGAAAAUCAUACAAAACGCAAGCAAGGUAGCGAUUGUAGGAGCAGAAAAGGAGAAGAUGAUGGUGGCGUGUACAAUCAUAGCCGCUUCAACAUUUCUCCUGCCUAGGGGAGCACACCCUAAAAUUGCAAAUGAACUACUUCCGGUCCUAGCUGAGCCGACCCAGAUCUCCGAUUACGAUUUCUGUGAUUAUGUUGUGGAGGGGUUGAGAGAGGGUGCUGCAAAGCUUAGGGAGGAUCUCCUACAUGACCCAUCUCAGCUGAGUCUCCAAGGGUGCCUUGUCAUCCCUCAGAUCAUUUUCUGUUAUUACCAUGAACACGGGAUGGAACGACGAGAGAACCUGCCGUUCCCUCGCUUGGCCUCGUACUCGGAUCUGUUCAUGAAACUGCAGAUUCGCAAGCAUGCAACUAGGCUUGGUGUGGAAGCUGGAUUUGAGGCAGUGGAUGUCCCCGGGUCUCCGGCAAUCAAUGUCGUUUGUGGGAGCGCAACUCAAGCGCAAGGCUGGGCCAUGCCAAGUUCUAGUGUGCAUGCUCCUCCUACUGGAUUUUGUGUGGACCAUGCGACAGAGAUACCAGGAGAGAUUCUUGAUGCGUUCAGGGAGGCAGUGGAGCAUGGACUGAAGCAGCGUCAGCAGGAAUUCAUCAAAAUGGUGGAGGAGACACUAGUCAAAGUGCUUGAAGAAAUCAAGACCAAGGCUGAUGCUAAACGGCAGAGAGACCUGGAGGACACACUUGGCGAUUUUAUCAACCGAGUGAAGAGGCAAGCUCCGAUGGCUGCCACAUUUCCUAAUGUGAGCCAAACCUUGCAUCGGCCCAGGGCAAGUACAGAUAUUACGCAAGAUCUGGCUGAAACCUCAAGGGAAGCUGCUAGGGCUUUGAUGUCAGUAGUUUUAGUUAAUGAAGAGACGCGUGGCAGACCAGAGACGAGUGCGAUGGGGGGUGCAUCAACGCCUAUGCAAGGAACUGACAUCAACUCACAAGCAGCAGUGCAUGCAAAUGCACGUGGCAAAGAUGUUGCUGUGCAAGCUGGUCUUGAUGAACCAGUGGAGAAGACUAUGAUCGUGGACAACAAAGGAAAGGGGCCGGCUGUUGACUGCGCACUUGACAAACUACCAUGCAUGAGGUCCUGGGAGUGGGAGGAGCUUCUUCUAGGGAUCAGGCUGUGCCUGUCCAUCACCAGGGGCAUUGCCACGACCAUUCCCAUAUGCAACAGGAGGCUUGCACUGCCUGAUUAUGGUGAACAGAGCCGGCCGGGCCCACUUGGUUAG